Messenger RNA from Porites lobata, 5609 nucleotides. The record is from the annotation of a GenBank genome assembly. Lineage: Eukaryota; Metazoa; Cnidaria; Anthozoa; Scleractinia; Poritidae.
GUACUUCACGUUAAUUCUGUGUCCAGUUUAGCUGCAGAGCGACAACUACCUGGGCCAUGUGAGCAGGUAAGGUUAAAGUAAGAGGUCUAAACUGGCAUUUGACUAACAAAGACAAAAGCCAAACGAUACGACAUCAUAUUUAAUGAUUAAAAUAAUUAAGUUUUGCGCUUAUGGGGUAAACGUGCUAUAAAAUUAAAAGGUUUUCAGCUUGUAAUCAUUGCAGUGAAAUAAGUCUUCAAGCAUUGUUUUUAUCUUCUUAUUUUUUACACGAUUGUUGUCUGUCUUUGCUCAUUUUUCACAUGUGCCGCACACAUUAUGUGAGGUGAAUUGGUAAAAACCAUCCAUCGAGCUUUUUUCACUAUUCCUUAGUAAAACAUGUACAGUGUAUGUGGUGCCAGUAAGGCCUGUUUCAAACGUCGUGCUACUGCCGUGCUAAGCUGGGUCGACUGUAGCUCGACUGCAGCACAACACUAGCAUGACUUGGUUUCAGAUGUCGAAGUUAAUUCAAUUGAAUAGACCGGCUGUUGCUGAAAACACAACACAAAAAUAAAGAAACGGUUUAGCAAACUUUUAAAUGUAUUGUAAUGUAUUUAUAAUUUAUGAACUGAGUUCGGCACGGCGGUAGCAUGACGUGUAAAACCAAGUCAAGCUACUGCCGUGUAGCACGGCAAGGCUUGCUGUGCUACACGGCAGUAGCACGACUUGGUUUCAAACGUCACGCUACUGCCGUGCUUAAGUCGAAUUAAAUUCAUACAAUUGAGUUCGGCACAGCAGUAGCGCGACGUUUGAAAUGGACCUAAUUGUGCUCACAUUUAAGCAGGUUUAUUUUUAGAGAAAAUAUCUUUGAGCUUCAUGAGAGAGCUUAUGGGGCGAAGUUUAGGUCGGGAAAUUUGUUAGGAAAUGGAAAUAAAAAUCGAUGAAACUUACCUUCUGGCGAGUUGUUGUUGUCCUUUAUAUGCACACAAAGUUUCGGAAAAAAUAGUCUCCAUCUUUCCUACAUAGUAUAGUGACAAGGUAGGAGGCUGACGGCAGCGCUGGGGCUCUGAUCGACCCCAAACCAGCAUGAUUUUUUUCGCAAAAAUUGAAUCCAGUUGCUAAUUAAACAUGCCAGGCUCGGGGAACAUGAAUUUCUGUAAACCCUGACUCCAGCUAGCAACGCAAAGCCAGUAGUUUCUGUAGAACUUAUAUGUUUACCUAUUAAAAUGACAGCCGGAAGCCGUUAGGAUCACGACUGGUCCAACUGAGCUUGGGAUACUUGGUGACGAGUAUAAUGAGUCCUCAUGGAGGGAAGGGAGUACCACUCACCGUCCGACUGCACCCUUCCCUCCACUGGGACUUAUUAUACUUGUCACCACGCACCUUGAGCUCAGUGCCAUUUUUGAAUUGGACCAGUUGUCAACUGGAUUCGAUUUUCACGAAAUAAAUCGUGCUUGUUUGGGGUUGAUCGGUGUCCCAACGCUGUUGUCAGCCUCCUACCUUGUCACUAUACUCUGUAGGAAAGAUGAAGGAGACUAUUUUUCCCGAAACUUCAUGUGCAUAUAAAGGACAACAACAACUCGUCGUUUCGUUGAUUUUUAUUUUCAUUUUCUAACAAAUCUCUAGACCUAAACUUUGCCCUGUAUGUUCUCUAUAUUUACUCAUGCUAUAUGAAACCCGUAUGUGACACAAAUAGUGAGCCUGGAUUACCUGUGGUUCCACUGUGCAAUUAUCCUCAUUAAAUUAUUAAUCCUUUAAUUUUGCUCAAAAUACUUACAGGUAUGACUUAUUAUAGACAACAACAUAGUUAGAACCACAUUAUUCUGUACAGAUGAAAAAGCACUGUGUUACCUUUGUGCAAGUAAUAUUAUUAAGAGGGGGUUAAGUAAAAAUUGAAAUUUUCUUGUCCACUGGACAAGUGGAUUUUGUUUUUUUUCCUUCCCUGGAUAAGCAACUUUCAAACAAUUAACAGUAUCAUUUUUAGCGACAAAUCAGUCAGCUACAGUAAUUCUCUUGAUAAACAGAACAAAUGCAAUACAGAAAGCUGAGUUGCCUUAAAACGUAUUAUAUUAUUAUAGUACUGUAAGUCAUUGUAACUUACUACUUCAGUGUAAGUAGAAGUUAUCGUCUGGUAGUAAAACACAUUUAAUUUUCCAGAAAAAUGUCUGUGCAUGGCAAAUUGAACAUGAAGCACUCAUUCUAAUUCUCAGAGGCCACCUGGGGGCAUGAAAACCUGAACCCAAAGCUUGCCUUAAUUAUCUGAACAGGUAGGUAACAAUGCAACCCCCCCCCCAACAAGUAGGCGGGGAAUCAAACGGCUAGGGAUUUCUUUUGGUUCUAUUUUUCUUCUAUUUUCCAAUAAAAGUAGCCGGGGGCCACUCUCUUAGUAGCCGGGGAAAAUCCCCGACCCCCGGCUCUUAAUGACAACCCUGAUGCAUGAUGCAAAUGUUUUAAAACCAUUCACUCUUUAAUAAACAGUGAAAUACAUGUAAACCAGUUUAUGUGUAUGUUGUGGUUAAUUUUUUAUAUUUCUCAGGUACAUUUUGUUUUUCUUUUCUUUUUGGGUAUGGUAAUGUUGCUAAUGAAACUGAAAAAUAAAAAUUACCUGAGAUAAAAAAAUAACUACCACAUAUGCAUGUAUAUCUGUAGGAACCUUGCAAGAAGCCAUCACCCAAGACACCACAUACACUAAAGCAGUCAGUAAAAUACUGAACACAUGUACUAUUGUGCAGUUUCAGAAAAAAUAUCCAUACCCCCACGGAGGGAACUUUUACUUUAGACCCCCCACCCUGCCUGGAAUUUACACUACGUAGGGGCUGCUUGUUAUAGUCCCCCACCCCCUGGAAUUUGGUUGAGUGCCCUCUGGGAAGUAUAUUUGAGCCAAAAAGGUUGUAUUUGUUGCACUAUGUUUUAUUGUGUGGUUCCAGAAAAUAUCCAUACCCCCCCCCCCCCACGGAGGGGGGAAUGAACUUGAAAAGUACGUUUUACACAUGAAAUUAAAAAAAGUUAAAAAAAAAAACUGUAAGGCGUGAAUUUUACUAUCAUUUACAAACUACAGAGAUAAAGCGUAUAACUUUAUUGAAGUAUUCCUGUUGAAAGACGAACUUAAGUUUUUAAAAAACAUGUUGCGUGACGGAUUAUGAUUCCCGCUGAUAAGCGAAGUCACUUCACGGCUCCACACAGGAAAACAACAUUUGUUAGCAGUACUGUUCGCACAUUAUACUACAUGUAGAUAAAAUUACACCUGCAAAGUACAAAAAAUAUCAUGGAGAUUAGCAGCGAGUCAAUUCCUGAGUUUUGCUUUGACAGCAAAAACAAGAAUGAUGUAAUAUUAUAGUCAUUUCGUGUUUAAAGUAAUUCGAUACGUUGUUUCGUGUAUGCAUAAAUUACAAACUUCGACUAGGUUACAAAACGUUGAUGAUACCGUCAACUUUCAGUACUUUCUUAGAUAUUUUUUGAAUGAAAUCUUCUGUCAAUGAAGCAGACGAAAGGUCAGCUGCCAGAACUAUAGUGUUAAUAAGCUCAGUUGUUAGAGUUUGAACAUUUCAAAAUAGAGGAAGCGAGAGGCGUCUAUUCAUAAUGCUCUAGAUUUUCCACGGUCAUUUUUAAGAAAAUUAAAUCUCAUAGCCUCCUCCAGCAAUUUUGUACCUUACCUAGCGAAUAUCUCCAUAAAUAAUGUUCCAUGAAAUAGCAAGUGUGGUAUGGCCAAAUCGCUUACGUGAAAAUUAUGCCGCUUUACGCCUUCAUCUGAAUUGUAACUAUAAUCGGUUGCGGCUAAAUUUUAUUUCGCACUAAGUAGACCAAAAUAAAUCAAUGAAGUCUUUUUAUUUGUGGAUUUGGAAUUUCCUAGGGGUAGAGGCGACCAAGUGAAAAAAUCAUGGAAAUUCCAGGGGGUAGGGGGGAGCAACCUGAAGCCCUCUGGAACGGAAAAUCCGGGGGGGUGGGGGCUCAAACUGUAAACAACCCUCCGUGGGGGGGUAUGGAUAUUUUCUGGAACUACACAUUAUGCAAAAGAUAAUUAAUUUUUUUUCUGCGAGAAAAUGCAAAAAGAUCAUAUCAUUCAUGUUAAUAAGGUGGCUAAUAAUCUCAAGGACGUCCUUACCUAAUGAUAUACCAUACUGGUGAUACCUUAUACUACGAACUACACGAAAAAUGUCAUUUACAAAAGAACCAGUUACAUUCAAACUAAACACCAGGUGAAGUUUCAUUACUUCAUUGUGGUUAGAACAUGUUGCAAAAAGGCUUAGAACACAACCAAAUUACGGUGAAUCAAUUGUGUAAUAAAGCAACACCUAGCUUACGAGCAUGCUCUCCUAUCUGGGCAGACAAAGCGAGCCUCGCGAGAUCGCGCCACCCCUCGCUUGCGUGUUUUCUCUUGCGAAGCUCACUUCGCUUGCCUUAGUAGGAUAACUUGCUUGCAGGCUAAACAACAUCCGAAGGUUUAUUCAUGAGUGGAUGACAAUAUUAUUGUAUGAAAGGAAACUAUUGCAAAAAGCAUUUAGCUGACUGUAGGUAAAACAUGAUCAAUGCUAACAAUAACACUUGUUUUGAAACACUGGUAACAGUAAAAUAACUGAUAGCUUUCUCAACAGAGAAGCUGCUAUUUAUUAUUAACUCACCAAUCUCAAACUCCCUGGAAAAAGACCUCUGUAAGCAACCCCCGACUCUCUCGGACCCCAACUCUCUCAGAAAUUGCCUCCUUUUUGACACCCUCCCUUCCCCUCGGAAUUUCCGUUGCCCUUCGUGGGAGAUUAUGGAUAUUUUCUGCAACUACACAUUACACUUAACAAAGGGAGGCCGUAUGGGGAUAAAAGAGUUUUAAAAUUCUGCAAGCAAAGCAACCUUGUUAUAAAAAAGACAAAUGCAAAUCUCAUAUGGUGUUUCCCUUCAGAGUUCUCAUUGGCUACUGAUUCAGUAAACAGUACUACUGAUUUUUGUAACCAUUAUUUCUCAGGAUAACGUUCAUGUUAUGCUGUCUUUUUUUGUAGGAGUAAAAUGCUGGGAAAGGAAAAUGGUACAUGUCCAGUUGAAAGUUGUAUCAGAUUUCAACCAAGAUGUCCAUAUGAGAAAGCUUGACAGGGAUGGAAGGAACUAAUAACUUUCCAACUUCUGGUAGGUUCAACCCGGAAGCCCCAAUAAGCGUUACGCCAAGUAAAGGGAAUUUGGGGACCACACGAGGCAAAGAGAAAGUGUUUUGACCUCGGCAUGAUUCGCACCCACGAACGAUCUCCGAGUUGGAUAUGCUGUUGCUCUACUGAUUAUGCUGUGAACCGUACCUGGAGCAAGUCGUGGGUAAUUUGUGUAGCAGAUCGGAUAAAGGGUAGAAUGUGUAAUUAAGUAAACUUACAUACCUAAUACUGAUCUCAGUAUUAUCUGCCAUGUACAUUGUUAGUACUGUGUAGGAAAUGAUGCAACAGACAAUUAUCUCUGGAGUGAAAAAUUAUUGACUACUACAAAAAAUCCUUUAAACCCCAAUUAGUAUCUGUUUUAAAAAAAAAACACCAACACCAAUACAAUCAACUUUUCGUUAUUAUUUCAGAGUUCCUGUGGCUGCUAAACUGUGGGAAUUGAUAUCAAAGCUUCUGUUCCUGGGAGUUCUUAGCAGGAAUUUCACUCUCGGCAUCACCAAGUGA